Pisolithus orientalis is the source of this 462-nucleotide messenger RNA. RefSeq lists its product as uncharacterized. The annotation marks the transcript as partial. The transcript has a single exon. The record is from RefSeq and is a predicted model, not a curated record. Lineage: Eukaryota; Fungi; Basidiomycota; Agaricomycetes; Boletales; Pisolithaceae.
CUCAAGAAGGGUGAAUACUGUGAACUGUACUUCUUCACCAACAUUGGCUUAGCAGAAGCAGAAACAUUCAACCCCUUGAUAGAUGAUGAGGCUUUGACCCUACUCAAAGCUGACAAUGGCCAGCACAUCUGGGUACCAGCAUCAACCACCAGAGAUAAGUCAUCCAUUAUAAAAGAUGAGGACCUAACCUGGGAACAGUUUGGAGAAGCAUCCAUCUGUCUGAUAAGUGCUAUGAAGGAACAUGAUUGGGAGGAAGAGAGGGUUGACAUGCACAUAGAUUUUUGGAUGGCCAUUGAAGCCCAUCCCUGGCAUCAUUCAAUGCAUGUGCAUCUGAAGAAAGCACUACUUCUCUACCAAAGCAAGGAGAGACAGAGAUGGCAUCAUACCCUUUCAACACUCAACACCUGGUUGCUAUCUGAAUUGAACCAAGAUCUACUGAAUGAUGCUCAUGAAGAAAUAUUG